UCCGUGGGGCAUCAAACCGAACCAGUCCCAGCUCGGCUCUGAGCACCGUCGGUUGUAGCCGCGCUUAACAUAUUUUCCGCAACAAUCCGUUUAGCCAGAGAACUAAUUUCAUUUUAUUUGUAUUUUUAUUUGGCUCUUCCUGCCCUCCUUUCGACGACAACGCAAACAAAAUGCGUCGCGCGGACGCUUUUGCUGUCACGGUCUGUGCCAUUUUGGCCCUGCUGCAGAUGAUGGAACCGGUAAAGGCCGAGGGUAAAUACACCAUUGUGGGUCCCGGAACCAUCCACUCCCACCGCGAUUACAAUGUGGCUGUCGCUGUUCACCAGACCAAGGAACCAGUCACCCUAAAAGUGGGAAUCACCGGUCCCUCGUACAACGAAACCCAGACCGUGGAGCUGGCCACCUCGGAUGAGUUCAAGCAGAUCACCUUCAAACUGCCGCCCCUGGAAUCGGGUGACUACAAUCUCACCGCCGAGGGAGUCAAGGGUCUGGAGUUCAAGAACUCCACCAAGUUGUCCUGGGACAGCUUCAAGCCGUACAUCAAAAUCCAGACGGACAAGGGCAAAUACAAGCCUGGCGAUACGAUCAACUACCGUGUGAUCUUCCUCAACGAGAACUUGCUGCCGGAAACGGCCGAGGAAACAGUGGUGGUCUGGUUCGAGGACUCCAAGAGGAAUCGCAUCAAGCAGGAGAAGCACAUCAAGACCACCGGUGGCGUUUACACCGGCAAGUUCGAGCUCUCCGAGUUUGCCACGCUGGGAUCGUGGUCCCUGCAGGUUCAGAAUGGCGAACAGCCGCUGGGCGGUGGAGGCGGACUUUAUGGAGGUCGCCGGCCCUUCGGAGGAUUCAACCAUCCCUGGCGUCGGGCCGAUGAGAGGGUCAACUUCGAGGUGGAGAAGUACGUCCUGCCCAAGUACUCGGUCAAAAUGGAUGCCACACAGCAGGUUUCGGUGCGAGAUGGCGAGGUUAACGUUGUCCUGAAGGCCAACUACACUUAUGGAAAGCCUGUGAACGGCAAGGUGGUGGUCAAUGUCCACCUGGAUGAGACGAGCAUCUGGGAGAAUGUGGAUGGCAAGACCGUGCGCAAGGACUUCCCCGGACACUCGGUCAUUGGCUCCGCCGACAUGGUCAGCGGCAAGGCCAAGUUGACUCUGGACCUCAAGGAGUUUGCCAGUUAUCUGCCCCACAAGACCUCAUCCUCCUAUGCCCAAAUUACGGCCACCGUCGAGGAGGACUUCACCGGUGUGAAGCUCAACGAAACGGGCGGUGUCCAGCUGUAUCCCUAUCGCUACGAGAUGUCCUGCACGGACUACUCCACCUGCUUCUCGUUCAAGCCCGACAAAGAGCACGAAAUUGCCUUCAAGAUCACUUUCGUCGACGGCACUCUGGUUACAGACACCAAGUCGGUGGUGAAGGCCAAGUUCACUGAGGGAAUUCGACGCAACUACGGUUUCUACGGCUAUGGCGAUGAGCACAAGGAGCCUGAACUGCCCAAGAUUGAGAAGAAAACGUUCGUUUUCGAGAGCCAUUUGAAUGAGUCCAGUGUGGCGCUCUUCAAGGUGACUCUGCCCGAUUUGCCGGACAUGGCCAACUUCACCCGCUACUACAGCAUCGAACUGGAGUUUGUGGACGAGAAGCGCGAACUGUACACCACUUACCCCUACAGGGAGCCAAAGAAGAUCGAGAAUCCCAACCCAGAAGACGAGGAAAAGGAGUGGUUUAAGGCCGAGGUGCAGAGGCCCAAGGAUACGUGGAGCCUAAAGAUCGGUCAGGAGUAUCAGGUAACCCUCAACUCCAGUCGUCCUCUGAAAUACUUUGUUUACAACAUCGUGGGACGUGGAAAUAUCCUGGAAACGAAGCGAGUCGAGCUGGCCGAACCCCAAAAGACCGUCAACGUGACCCUGAAGCCCACUUUCCUCACUGCUCCCCAUGGCCGUGUGUACUUCUACUAUGUGGACGAGACCGGCGAGUUCCGAUAUGCCGAGGAAACGUUCAGCGUGGAGGUGGAGCUGCAGAACAAGAUCGAAAUCAAGGCGCCCGAGGAGGUGAAGCCGGGUGCCGACGUUGAACUGGAGAUCAAGACGCCGGCCAAGUCCUUCGUCGGUCUGCUGGCCGUCGAUCAGAGUGUCCUUCUGCUGGGCAGCAACAACGACCUGAACAAGGACUCCUUUAACUGGCGUCUGAAUGGCUACGACACCUCCACUCCCUGGCAGGGUGGAUACUCCUACUACCCCGGUGAACGAACUGGCGUGGUGACGAUGACGAAUGCCUAUUUCUUCUACAAUCUCACCUCUCCCGUUUCCCAAAUUCAAGCAUUUGGUGGCGGAGGAGCCCUUUUCGCCAUGAGGAAGACAGCGGUGGCCCAGGACAGUCCCGUGUUCCACUCAACCACCGCCGCCGUUGGAGCUGCAGCUCCUCAAGCCGUUGGAUUCGCCGCCGAGGGAGCAUCUGGAUCUGCUGCACCGGCUGUGCGAAAGAACUUCGCUGAGACCUGGAUUUUCGCCGAUAUCGAGAGCACCGAGGAGGAGGUCUUCAAGUGGGUUAAGACCAUUCCCGAUACCAUCACCAGCUGGGUGGUCACCGGCUUCUCGCUGCAUCCCCUGAAGGGAUUGGGUGUCACCGAUGAGCAGGUGAACAUCAAGACCUUCCAGCCGUUCUUCGUCUCCGUUCGCCUGCCCUUCUCCGUGAAACGCGGCGAGGUGAUCAGUGUGCCGGCCCUGGUCUUCAACUAUCUGCCCAAGAUCCUGGACGUCGAGUUGACCCUGGACAAUGAGGACGCCGAGUAUGACUUUGUGGAUGCCUCGAACGAGGUCAUUGGCGACCAGAAGCGUUCGCAGAAAAUCCGAGUGGGCGCCAACGAGGCGGCAGGUGCCUCCUUCUUGAUACGACCCAAGGUCAUUGGCAAUAUUCUGCUGAAAUUCACGGCCAUCUCACCGCUGGCCGGCGAUGCUGUGCACAAGCCACUUAAGGUGAUCCCCGAGGGCAUCACCCAGUACCAGAACAGGGCAUUCUUUGUGAAUCUCAAGGAUACGGGCGAGUUUAAGAAUACCUUUGAGUUGGAAGUGCCGGAGGAAGUGGUGCCCGAUUCGGAGCGCGUGGAAUUCGGACUGGUGGGUGAUCUCCUGGGUCCGGUGGUGAAGAACCUGGAGAAUCUCCUCCGCCUGCCCAGCGGCUGUGGCGAGCAGACCAUGUCCAAGCUGGUGCCCAACUACCUGGUCCGGGAUUACCUGAAGAGCAUCAAGAAACUUACGCCCGCGUUGGACUCGCGCAUCAAGAGGAAUCUGCAGGAGGGCUAUCAGAAUAUGUUGCACUAUCGCCACGACGACGGCAGCUUCAGUUCCUUCGGACCGCACAAGUGGAGGGAGGAGGAUCCGGAGCGCAAUGGUUCCACCUGGCUGACUGCCUACGUUCUCCGUUCGUUCAGCAAGAUCAAGGAGAUCGUGGAUGUGGAUGAACAGCUGCUGGCCAAGGGAUAUGACUUCCUGCUGACGCGCCAGGCGGAGAAUGGCAGCUUCACCGAGCAGGGAGAGUACUUCUAUGGCUCCCAGCGUUCUCACCUGACCCUCACCGCGAGCUCACUGCUGGCCCUGCUGGAGGAGGAGAAGCCCAACCAGGCGGCCAUCGACAAGGCGGUCUCCUAUCUCAGCUCGAAUACCGCGGAUUCCGUGGAGCUGCUGCCCAAAUCCAUUGCCAUCUAUGCUCUGCAGAAAGCUAAGGCCCCAGAAGCCGCCAAGCUGGUGGCCAAUCUGAAAUCUCUGGCCCAAAAGGAGGACGAUCGCACUUGGUGGACCGAGGAUCUGGACAAGCUACGUGCCUCCAAGAACUGCGGACGCUGGUGGUGUUGGAUCUGGAGUCAGGAUGUGGAGAUCACCUCCUAUGCCCUUCUCUCCCUUCUGGAAUCCGAGCAAGAAACUGCCGACACUGUGCUGAACACUGUUCGCUGGCUGGUUGCCCAGCGUAAUAGCUUCGGAGGAUUCGCCUCCAGCCAGGACACCGUGAUGGGUCUCACCGCCCUCAUCAAGUUCGCCGAGAAGUCGGGCUACGAGGCAGCCAAGUGGGAGGUCACUGUUUCCAACAAGGGCAAGCGUGAGAAGACCGAGAAGCUGAGCACCUCGGAGGAGAAUGAUCUGCUGCUCCAGACCGUUGAGUUCCCGCAGGGCACCAAGUCGCUGGAGUUCGAGGCCAAGGGCACUGGCGCUGCUCUCGUCCAGAUCAGCUAUCAGUACAAUGUGGUGGAGAAGGAUCCGAAGCCCAGCUUCAAGGUUGAGACCACCGUCUUGCCACAAUCCUCGCCGGCCAAACUGGAGCUGAGCGUUUGCGUCGACUAUGUGGAGGAGGGCAAGGCCAAGGAGUCCAACAUGGCCAUUCUGGAGGUCUCCCUGCCCUCCGGUUACACCGCCGAUGAGGAUAGCUUCAAGGAUAUCCGGGAAAUCCAGCGUGUGCGGUUGGUUGAGACCAAGAACGGCGACUCUGUGGUGGUUGUCUACUUUGAGAAUCUGUCCAAGGGCGAGAGCAAGUGCAUUCCCAUCGAGGCCUACAGGACCCAUGCGGUGGCCAACCAGAAGCCAUCCUCCGUUGUCCUCUACGAUUAUUACGACACGAACAAGAAGGCCACCGAGUACUACUCCAUCGACUCGAAGCUCUGCGAUAUUUGCGAGGGAGACGAGUGCAAGAGCAAGUGCUGAAGUACCCAAACCAAAAUGAACCAAUAAAUCUUACUGUCCUUGCAUCAAAUAAAAUAUUGUGAUUAUAAUGUA
Messenger RNA from Drosophila takahashii, 4757 nucleotides. It is a transcript of the gene Tep4, whose product is annotated as Thioester-containing protein 4. Gene Ontology annotation, molecular function: endopeptidase inhibitor activity; RNA binding. Lineage: Eukaryota; Metazoa; Arthropoda; Insecta; Diptera; Drosophilidae. Gene Ontology annotation, cellular component: extracellular region. The record is from RefSeq and is a predicted model, not a curated record.